Messenger RNA from Ficedula albicollis (Collared flycatcher), 2531 nucleotides. It is a transcript of the gene RIOK3, whose product is annotated as RIO kinase 3. The transcript has 13 exons. Gene Ontology annotation, cellular component: cytosol; preribosome, small subunit precursor. Gene Ontology annotation, molecular function: ATP binding; protein serine/threonine kinase activity. NCBI's taxonomy places the organism in Eukaryota, Metazoa, Chordata, Aves, Passeriformes, Muscicapidae. Bases 24 to 1574 code for a protein of 516 amino acids. Gene Ontology annotation, biological process: protein phosphorylation; maturation of SSU-rRNA. The record is from RefSeq and is a predicted model, not a curated record.
GCCCGCCCCUCCCUGCGUGCCCGAUGGACUCGGUGGGAGUCGCCGCCGCCGCGCCCGACGCCGGGCCGGGCCCCGCCUGGCAGAGCAAGUGUCCGUGGGGAGCUCCUAGCACAACAUCAAUAUCAUGUUCUCUUGCUGAUGUAAUGAGUGAACAGCUGGCAAAAGAAUUGCAGCUGGAAGAAGAAAAUGCUGCUUUUCCUGAAGUGGUUGCUGCUGCUGAAGGACCAUUUAUUACAGGAGAAAAUAUUGACACUUCAAGUGAUCUAAUGCUAGCUCAGAUGCUGCAGAUGGAAUUUGACAGGGAAUACGAUGCGCAGCUCCGGCGUGAAGAGAAGAAGAUCAAUGGAGAUAGCAAAGUCUCCAUAUCCUUUGAAAAUUAUCGGAAGGUGCAUCCCUAUGACAGUGACAGCUCAGAGGAUGAGGUUGAUUGGCAGGAUACCCGUCAUGAUCCAUACAGAGCAGAUAAACCUACUACUACACCAAGAAGGGGUUUCAUUGGAAAAGGAAAAGACAUUACUACAAAACACGAUGAAGUGGUAUGUGGAAGAAAAAACACUGCUCGCAUGGAAAAUUUUGCACCUGAAUUCCAAGUUGGGGACGGAAUUGGGAUGGACUUAAAGCUGUCAAAUCAAGUCUUCAAUGCCUUAAAACAGCAUGCAUACUCUGAGGAACGUCGAAGUGCAAGGCUCCACGAGAAGAAGGAGCAUUCCACUGCUGAGAAAGCAGUGGAUCCUAAAACACGUUUACUUCUGUACAAGAUGGUCAAUUCUGGGAUGCUGGAGACCAUCACAGGCUGCAUCAGUACAGGAAAAGAAUCUGUUGUUUUUCAUGCCUAUGGAGGAAAUGCAACUGAAGAUGAUAAAGUUAUUCCUCCAGAAUGUGCCAUCAAAGUGUUUAAAACAACUCUUAAUGAAUUCAAGAACCGUGACAAAUACAUUAAGGAUGACUACAGAUUUAAAGACCGCUUCAGUAAAUUGAAUCCACGAAAAAUUAUUCGUAUGUGGGCUGAGAAAGAAAUGCAUAACUUAACAAGAAUGCAAAAUGCAGGAAUUCCUUGCCCUCAAGUGGUUAUCCUUAAGAAACAUGUCUUGGUUAUGUCUUUCAUUGGCCAGGAUCAAGUCCCAGCUCCUAAACUAAAGGAUGUAACACUUAAUAGUGAAGAUAUGAAAAAGGCCUACUAUCAGAUUCUUAAUAUGAUGCAGCAGUUGUAUAGGGAGUGCAACCUGGUCCACGCAGAUCUGAGUGAAUACAACAUGCUUUGGCAUGAUGGGAAGGUCUGGCUCAUUGAUGUCAGUCAGUCUGUGGAGCCAACCCAUCCUCAUGGACUUGAGUUUUUGUUCAGAGACUGUAGGAAUGUUUCACAGUUCUUCCAGAAAGGAGGCGUGGCAGAAGCACUUAACGAGCGUGAACUCUUCAAUGCUGUCUCAGGUUUAAAUAUUACAGCUGACAAUGAAGUAGACUUCCAAGCAGAGAUUGAAGCUUUGGAGAAGAUGAAUGAAGAUCACGUGCAGAAUCAUGGAAAGAAACUGUCCACGUUUUCCAGUGAUGGAGACCCACCUAUAUAUGAUGAAUAGCACUGAGUUUAUAGCUGCUGAUGAGACAAAACACAGAUUUACUGCUUCUGACUAUGUUGGUGCAGUGAUAAAUGUCAACUGCCAAUGUCAAGAGAGUGGUUGGCUGGGAAUACCAAUAUGGAAAACACAGCAAGCAUAUGGUGAUGCCUCAGUGGUUUGCUUUUUUUUUUAACUUGUCCCACACAUCAGGCUGGCACUGUGAGAAUGGACUGUCACUACCCCUUUGAACAGAUUGACAACUUCACCAGUUGCCCAGUUACAUUAGACUAAUGUAGCUCAGAUGGUCAUAUCUUGCAUGAUUCAGAGCUUACAUGUCUUUUAGUCUAAAAAAAAACAACCUAAAAAUCAUCUAUAUUGUCCCAAGUAUUUAGUGGGAAAGCACAUUGGAAAAGUCCCCCUCUUUUUUUUCCCUAAUGCAACUUGAAAAACUAAUUAAACAUUGUGUAUGGACACAAUGUCUUUCAUCCAUCUCCACCAAGGGCAAAAUGAAAAGGCAAACUGUGCACUGCAAUCAUAUGAAAAUGUUCAUUUAGCAAAGUAAUAUAUUUAUAAAUGUAAAACUUCAUUUGAAGUACAGGGAAUGUGGCUCUAAUUAUCUCUGUAAAAACUGUUGGGUAUUACAUGGGAAUUUGAUUUGAAUCCAACCAGCAGAGGACUUCCUUGGUGCCAUGCUAGGAAAUCCUGAGUCAAUGAUGUAUAAUAAAAGAGUCAGUUCUGGUAGCUUCACUCUUAAUACACAAAUGGUUCCAAGAACUUGGUGCAAGCCAAAAAUAAAACCAUAAUAAUCCUAUCUCUACCUGGAAUAUUGGUUGGGAGCAUCAAAUGUUCUUGCUCUAAAGAUAAUCAUAGACAAAUCUGAGUAUUCUUUUUGCACCUGUAAGAAAAAAACCCUUUGUUUAGAAAUAAUGAUGACUGAUACAGGUUUCCACAGUCUAUUUAUUCUUAAUGUUGGUCUUU